AUGAAUAAGUGCAACCAAACAGAGAUUUCUGAAUUUAUUUUACUAGGGAUUCAGGGUUCCUGGGAUAUGCAAUGUUCCCUUUUUUCUAUAUUAUUUGUGACGUACCUCUUAACAAUAACUGGAAACGUCUUCAUAGUUGGGUUGGUUAUGAGAAGUCAACUGCUUCACACCCCAAUGUAUUUUUUCCUCUGUCAUUUAUCAUUAUCUGACAUCUUGUUGUCUACAAAUGUGGUCCCUAACUUGCUAUGCACCUUACUAUGGUCAGGUAAGACCAUAUCAGUCAGGGGCUGUGUCACACAGUACUAUUUUAGCUGCUUAUCAACAAUAUCUGAGUGUUUCCUCCUCACAGUGAUGUCUUACGAUCGCUAUUUGGCCAUUUGCAGACCACUGCAUUAUGUGACUAUCAUGGACAUCAGCCUCCGUCUCCACCUUGUGAUGUGGUCUUGGUUGCUGGGCUUUCUUAUCAGCCUGUCUGCCAUAAUUUCAAUGUCUACUCUGCAGUUUUGUGGGUGCAAUAUCAUUGACCACAUCUACUGUGACGUCUCACCCCUGCUUGAGGCAUCUCGCUCAGUCACUUCCAUUGUGGAAAUCGAAACUGUUGUAUUCUCUAUUCCAAUUGUGCUUUUCCCUUUUAUGUUUAUUAUUAUAACUUAUGUCAGAAUUGUCCUCACUAUCCUGAAGAUCCCCACAACAGCUGGAAGACAGAAAGUCUACUCCACCUGCAGUUCCCACAUCGCAGUUGUCACCAUGUACUAUGGCGCCUUAAUUGCUAAAUAUACAGUGCCAUCUUCUGGACAUUCGGUGAAUUACAGCAAGGUAAUUUCCCUCCUGUACGUUGUGGUUACACCACUACUGAAUCCUGCAAUAUACAGCCUGAGGAACCAGGACAUAAGAGUUGCUCUGAGGAAAGUGAUAUACUGUAGCUAA
This is a messenger RNA of Pseudophryne corroboree (corroboree frog), 927 nucleotides long. RefSeq names its product olfactory receptor 6B1-like. The record is from RefSeq and is a predicted model, not a curated record. Gene Ontology annotation, biological process: G protein-coupled receptor signaling pathway. NCBI's taxonomy places the organism in Eukaryota, Metazoa, Chordata, Amphibia, Anura, Myobatrachidae. The transcript has a single exon. Gene Ontology annotation, cellular component: membrane. Gene Ontology annotation, molecular function: olfactory receptor activity; G protein-coupled receptor activity. Bases 1 to 927 code for a protein of 308 amino acids.